This is a messenger RNA of Parnassius mnemosyne (clouded apollo), 1671 nucleotides long. The record is from the annotation of a GenBank genome assembly. NCBI's taxonomy places the organism in Eukaryota, Metazoa, Arthropoda, Insecta, Lepidoptera, Papilionidae.
AUGGUUUUUGAGAAAUAUUUUACUGAUAUUCCGAUCUUGACCACUAAGUCACUAAAUUCUUCUCCUGCCGUCGCCGAAUCAUUACUUAAACAUAAUGUAAAUGUGUGUACAAAGAAUUUUACAUUUCAUAAAGUGACAUCAAAAGAUAUUGUAAAAUAUUUUAAAACUAUUGAUGUUAAGAAAACUGCGGAUCUGUGGGGGAUUUCCGUUAAAGUUAUUGCGUCUAUAAUAGAUACAAUCGCGCCUCAUUUAGCUAUUAUUUUUAAUACUAGUAUCGAAUCUGGUGUGUUUCCUGAUUUAAUGAAGCAUAGUAAAGUAAUACCUUUAUUUAAAUCUGGUAGUACAUUAGACCCCGCCAAUUUUAGACCUAUUUCUGUACUACCAACACUUAGUAAGAUUUUUGAAAAAAUUGUUCUUGAUCAAAUGUUAAAUUUUUUUAAUAUAAAUAAUUUACUUCAUAAAAAUCAAUUUGGUUUCACAAGGGGUCGCUCGACAACUGAUGCCGGUGUUGAGCUGAUUAAAUAUAUCUUUAAUGCAUGGGAGAAUUCACAGGAUGCUUUGGGUAUAUUUUGUGACCUAUCCAAGGCCUUCGAUUGUGUUCACCAUGAAACAUUAAUCAGGAAACUUCAACACUACGGUGUAAGAAGUGAUGCCCUUAAAUUAAUUAUUUCAUAUUUAAGUAAGAGAACGCAAAAAGUUGUCAUUAACAAUAUGAGCUCUUCCGGAUCGAUGGUACAAAUGGGCGUGCCUCAAGGCUCAAUUCUCGGCCCCUUUCUGUUUCUUGUAUACAUUAAUGACUUACCUUACAUAGUAGGGGAUAGCCAUGAUAUAGUAUUAUUUGCAGAUGACACUUCUUUAAUUUUCAAAUUAAGUCGACAGUUACUAAAAUAUGACGAAGUAAAUAAUGCUAUAUCUAAAUUAGUAAAUUGGUUCGAUGUUAAUAAUUUGCAUUUAAAUGGCACUAAAACAAAAUGUAUGAAAUUCGUGACUCCAAAUGUCAAACAAUUAAAUACUAAUGUAAUUUUAAAUGGGGAGAAACUGAGUCUUGUAGAUACCACCAUUUUUCUUGGAAUCACACUAGACGCGAAGCUUCAAUGGAGCCCCCAUAUAUCAAAACUAGCAAGCAGACUUAGUUCUGCAGCAUAUGCUGUAAAAAAGAUUAGAAGUCUAACCAGUGUUGAAACAGCUAGACUAGUUUACUUCAGCUACUUCCAUAGCAUAAUGUCGUAUGGUAUUUUGCUAUGGGGACACGCAGCUGACACAGAAAUUAUAUUUGUUUUGCAGAAGAGGGCCAUAAGAGCAAUUUAUGAUUUAAAGCCUAAAGAGUCGCUGCGACAAAAAUUUAAGGAAAUUAAUAUAUUAACUUUGGCCUCUCAAUACAUUUAUGAAAAUUUAAUGUACGUACACAAAAAUAAAAGUAGUUUUAUAAAAAUAAGUGAUAUUCAUUCUGUAAAUACUAGGAACAGACACAAGCUAGUAGUACCAGUUACUCGACUCCAUCGAGUCAGUAAUUCAUUCUUGGGGCGAUGUAUACGCUUUUACAACAAAAUUCCAGAAAAUAUACAAAGUUUGGCCUGUUCAAAGUUCAAAAACUUUAUUAAACUAAGUUUGUAUAAAAAGGGUUAUUAUAAUAUUAAGGAAUUUAUGGAUGAUAAUAACCCCUGGAAAUGA